Molecule: messenger RNA, 2605 nt
Organism: Camellia sinensis
Lineage: Eukaryota; Viridiplantae; Streptophyta; Magnoliopsida; Ericales; Theaceae
Gene: VSR7
Product: VACUOLAR SORTING RECEPTOR 7
Molecular function (GO): calcium ion binding
Source: RefSeq, a predicted model, not a curated record
UCUCUCUCUCUCUCUCUCUCUCAGAAAGUCGUAGCAUAAAUGAUUAGAAAAUUCCGUUGGCGGUAGUUACGCUGACUCCGCCCACUUCCACCACCAUCCUCGUCGCUCUCACCAAUCCUUUUCUUUUACAUCACACACACAUUUAUUCAAACACAUACACUACACUCCAAAACUAAACCAAAACUCCACACAUAAACAAAGAGACUCAGCCUUUUAGUGAGAAAACACACACUCACUCACUCACUCUCUCUCUCUCUCUCUCUCCCCUCUAUAUAUAUAUACAUAUGUAAAUUGUAAUCCUCCUCCUCUCUCCACCUGGAAACCGUUUGUUUGCAUUUGUCACCUAUUUUUCUUCUCUACUUUCUCAGUCACCAAACAGAGUUAGAAGAAACAGAGCAUUAAUAGUGAUGACUUGCAUGGCAUUGUUUAUGAUGGCUUUGUUGGUUGUAUCAAUGGUAUUGGUGAGCUCUGUGAACGCUCGAUUCGUGGUGCAGAAGAGCAACAUCAGAAUUCUAUCUCCUCAUAAUCUUCGCUCUUCCAACCACGUCGGUGCCAUGGCGAACUUCGGAGUGCCUAACUAUGGAGGAUCCAUGGUGGGCUCUAUUGUUUACCCUGAAAAGGGCUAUCUUGGUUGUAAUCCCUUCGAUGGUCAUGAACCCUUCAAGUCAAAGUCUCAUCGUCCCACUAUUCUUCUUCUCGAUCGUGGAGAUUGCUACUUUGCCUUAAAGGUAUGGAAUGGGGAACAGGCAGGUGCUGCAGCAGUUUUGGUGGCUGAUAGCACAAACGAGCCCCUAAUAACUAUGGAUUCUCCCGAGGAGAGCUCUCAUGCAGUCGGAUACAUAGAGAAGAUUGGAAUUCCAUCAGCUUUAAUAGAAAAGUCCUUUGCUGAGACCUUAAAAACUGCAUUGACGAAAGGUGAAGAUGUUACGAUAAAAUUAGACUGGUCAGAGUCAAUGCCCCACCCAGAUGAGAGGGUCGAGUAUGAGUUGUGGACUAACAGCAACGAUGAAUGUGGAAGUCUUUGUGAUAAGCAGAUGAAUUUCAUUAAAAAUUUUAAAGGCCAUGCUCAGAUUCUGGAGAAGGGUGGUUAUACCCAGUUCACACCACGCUAUAUAACUUGGUUUUGUCCUCGGCCUUUCUUGCUUAGCAGUCAGUGCAAGUCACAAUGCAUAAACCGUGGAAGGUACUGUGCGCCUGAUCCAGAGCAGGAUUUUAAAGAGGGCUAUCAAGGGAAGGAUGUGGUAAUUGAGAACUUGAGGCAGCUUUGUGUGCAUAGAGUUGCCAAUGAGAGCAACAACUCAUGGGUUUGGUGGGAUUAUGUGACAGAUUUCCAUAUCAGGUGUUCCAUGAAGAAGAAGAAGAGAUACAGCAAAGAAUGUGCUGAAGAAGUCAUGAAAUCGCUUGAUCUGCCAAUUGAGGAGAUAAAGAAAUGCAUGGGCAAUCCAGAAGCUGAUGUAGAAAACGACGUCCUAAAAAUGGAGCAAGAUCUCCAGGUUGGCCGAGGAUCUCGUGGUGACAUUACGUUCUUGCCAACAUUGGUUAUAAACAAUGUUCAGUACCGAGGAAAAUUGGACAGGACUGCGGUUCUGAAGGGCAUAUGUGCUGGAUUCAAGGAGACUACUGAGCCUUCAAUUUGUUUGAGUAGAGAUCUUGAGACCAAUGAGUGCCUCAAAAGGAAUGGUGGCUGUUGGCAGGACAAACAACAUAAUAUAACUGCGUGUAAGGACACAUUUAGGGGAAGAGUUUGUGAGUGCCCUUUGCUGAAUGGUGUGCAGUAUAAAGGAGAUGGUUACACAUCUUGUCAAGCUGUGGGACCUGGAAGGUGCACAAUAAACAACGGAGGUUGCUGGUCAGAAACUAGAAAUGGAAAAACAUUCUCAGCUUGCUCAGAAUCUCAUCUAACCGGCUGUCAAUGUCCGCAUGGUUUUCGUGGGGAUGGUCAUACAUGUAAAGAUGUUGAUGAAUGCAAGGAAGGUCUAGCCUGCAAGUGUGAUGGCUGCACAUGUAAGGACACAUGGGGUGGAUAUGACUGCAAGUGUAAGGGGAGCAAGCUGUAUAUAACGAAUCAUGACACAUGUAUUGAACGAAACUCAUCGAAAUUUGGAUUGUUCCUUAUCUUCUUGGUCCUGGCGGUUGUCAUGAGUGGUGGUAUUGCUGGUUAUAUAUUCUACAAGUACAGGCUCCGGUCUUAUAUGGACUCGGAGAUCAUGGCUAUUAUGUCACAGUACAUGCCACUUGACAGCCAUCAAAAUAGUCGUGUCGUCCACCAUGAAGCUGAACCUCUACGACAAGGUUGAACAGUGUAAGGUCUGCUGAAGGAAAAGCUUCCACAAGAGGGAUGGAUUUUGCCAGUUGUGAAUUUUCUGAUCUAUCUAAAACCUCUGGCAACAAAGACAUUGUGACAUAUUCAUAUAAAGAAAUCUCUUCAGAAGAAACAUCUUUUCUUUCUUUCCUUUUUAAUUUGUUUUUUAAAUUUUUUUAUUAGUAUUUUUUUUUUUUUUUUUUUUUUUUUUUUUUUUUUGUAGAUGAAAUGACUCAGAUGUAAACGGAGACUUGUAGUUGAGAAGUUCAUUUAUAAAAAAAUAAAAGAAUGUUUGAGGAGCCA